AUGGUAGACGAUGUGGUCGCGUUCUUCGGCUUCCAGACAACUAUAUCCAAUGUCUACGACAAAGCUCAGGAAUGCGCUAUUGGCAACCUCCACUCUGAUCUAUCCUUCCUAGACUCUGCUGUACCAAUCACUUCGGAGGAGUUUAUCGCACGUAGAGAUCGGCUAGCUCGUGCUUUGGCUGCGUCAAAUGUGGAUGCUUUUGUGCUGGAACCUGGUUACACUUUUCAGUACUAUGGCAAUAUUUCCCAAACUGAUUGGGAACCCUGGGAGCCAGAGGAGAGACCAUUCCUCAUGCUUAUCUUGCCUCAGGUAUCUUCCUCGGGCAAUGUCAGUGCCAAGACGGCUUUUCUAUCGCCCCAUUUUGAAGAAGGGCGAGUUCGAAUGCUAGGAAUACCCUCACGCGAGGAAGAACUAGAUAUCGUCACAUGGGAAGAGCAUUGGAAUCCAUAUGAUACGUUGCUCGAGUCGCAUUUUUUCAAUGGUAGACCCGCAAAGGUCAUGGUUGAUGAAGAGAUCCGAGACUUUAUUGUCCGUGGACUGGAGACGGCUGGCUUUACGACUGUUGGCCUUAACCCCGAAGUCGAGCUUGCUCGACAGCAAAAGAGUCCAGCAGAAGUCGAACUUAUCCGCGCCGUUAACACUGGCACUGUUGUUGCUGUCCGAGCGAUGCGUCCGUGUCUGGUUCCUGGUCUUACGGAGAAUGAGGUAACUGAAAUUUUGAACUCGGCUUUGCUAUCCAUCAACUUCGGGCUUUUUUUCAACAUCGUUCUAUUCGAAGAACACGGUGCACUUCCCCAUGGUGGGUUUGUCACCGGAUGGAAGAAAUUGACCCCCGAAAGCAUGGUCGUCAUCGAUGUCGGCGCUCACUACCUGGGCUACAGCUCUGAUAUCUGCCGCAGCUUCUUCAUUGACCCGCCAAAGCCGCGAGAACCAUACGCGCUGGAUCUCAUCAUGCAGUUGCUGGGAAAAGGUCUAAAAGAUGAAAGUCCAUUCGGCCACAAUCCUGAGCUGCGUGCUGAAAAGCUCAAGGUCUGGGAUAUUGUCCUGGAUGCCCAGUCUGCUGCCGCUGCGGCUUUCAAACCGAACAAGACAGCAGCAAGUGUAGACAUUGCGGCCCGAAAGGUUAUAGAGGAUGCGGGAUACGGUUACGGUUUCACACAUCGUCUGGGUCAUGGAAUUGGCAUCAAAGCUCACGAAUCACCGUACUUGAAUAAGUGGAAUAAGGACAUCCUACUUAAGCCGGGAAUGACUUUCACAAAUGAGCCUGGGAUCUACCUGGAAAACCGGUUCGGUGUCAGGCACGAAGACAUAUAUCUAGUCAAAGAGUCUGGCGAUGCCGAGUUACUCUCUGGACGCAGAGCAACUGGGCCCUAUGACCCCUAA
Messenger RNA from Colletotrichum graminicola M1.001, 1383 nucleotides. Its product is annotated as metallopeptidase family M24. Lineage: Eukaryota; Fungi; Ascomycota; Sordariomycetes; Glomerellales; Glomerellaceae. The transcript is spliced from 4 exons. Bases 1 to 1383 code for a protein of 460 amino acids. The record is from RefSeq and is a predicted model, not a curated record.